Messenger RNA from Molossus molossus (Pallas's mastiff bat), 1791 nucleotides. It is a transcript of the gene HSPA14, whose product is annotated as heat shock protein family A (Hsp70) member 14. Gene Ontology annotation, cellular component: cytoplasm; ribosome. Gene Ontology annotation, molecular function: ATP binding; ATP-dependent protein folding chaperone; misfolded protein binding. Gene Ontology annotation, biological process: protein refolding; cellular response to unfolded protein. Bases 92 to 1648 code for a protein of 518 amino acids. The record is from RefSeq and is a predicted model, not a curated record. The transcript is spliced from 15 exons. Lineage: Eukaryota; Metazoa; Chordata; Mammalia; Chiroptera; Molossidae.
UCUACGUGGUGCCUGAUGGGGCUGUUGGGAGCCCGAGACCUGUAGCUAGAGGGGGACCACUCUUUACUGCAGCCACCGUCUCCGCCGCCUCAUGGCGGCCAUCGGAGUUCACCUGGGCUCCACGUCAGCCUGUGUGGCCGUCUACAAGGAUGGCCGGGCUGAUGUGGUUGCAAAUGAUGCAGGUGACAGAGUUACUCCAGCUGUUGUUGCUUACUCAGAGAAUGAAGAGGUUGUUGGAUUGGCAGCAAAACACAGUAGAAUAAGAAAUAUUUCAAAUACAGUAAUGAAAGUAAAGCAGAUCCUUGGCAGAAGCUCCGAUGACCCACAGGCUCAGAAAUACAUCACAGAAAGUAAAUGUUUAGUUAUUGAAAAAAAUGGGAAAUUACGAUAUAAAAUAGAUACUGGAGAAGAUACAAAAUAUAUUAACCCAGAAGAUGUUGCCAGACUGAUAUUCAGUAAAAUGAAAGAAACGGCACAUUCUGUCUUGGGCUCAGAAGCAAAUGAUGUAGUUAUUACUGUUCCAUUUGAUUUUGGAGAAAAGCAAAAAAAUGCUCUUGGGGAGGCAGCCAGAGCUGCUGGUUUUAAUGUUUUGCGGUUAAUCCAUGAACCAUCUGCAGCUCUUCUGGCUUAUGGAAUUGGACAAGACUCCCCCACUGGAAAAAGCAAUAUUUUGGUGUUCAAACUUGGGGGAACAUCCUUAUCUGUCAGUGUCAUGGAAGUUAACAGUGGAAUAUAUCGUGUUAUUUCAACAAACACUGAUGAUAACAUCGGAGGUACACAAUUUACAGAAACCUUAGCACAGCAUCUAGCUUCUGAGUUUCAGAGAUCCUUCAAACAUAACAUCAGAGGAAAUGCCCGAGCCAUGGUGAAGUUGAUGAACAGUGCUGAUAUUGCAAAACAUUCUUUGUCAACCUUGGGCAGUGCCAAUUGUUUCCUUGACUCGUUAUAUGAAGGUCAAGAUUUUGACUGCAAUGUGUCCAGAGCAAGAUUUGAACUUCUGUGUUCUCCACUUUUUAAUAAAUGUAUAGAAGCAAUCAGAGCACUCUUAGAACAAAGUGGAUUUACAGCAGAUGAUAUCAACAAGGUUGUCCUUUGUGGAGGGUCUUCUCGAAUUCCAAGGCUACAGCAACUGAUUAAAGAUCUUUUCCCAGCUGUUGAACUUCUAAAUUCUAUCCCUCCCGAUGAAGUUAUCCCUAUUGGUGCAGCUAUAGAAGCAGGAAUUCUUAUUGGGAAGGAAAACCUUUUAGUGGAAGACUCUCUUAAGAUAGAGUGUUCAGCCAAAGAUAUUUUAGUUAAGGGAGUUGAUGAAUCAGGAGCCAACAGUUUCACAGUACUGUUUCCAUCAGGGACACCUUUGCCAGCUCGAAGACAACACACAUUACAAGCCCCGGGAAGUAUAUCUUCAGUAUGCCUUGAACUCUAUGAGUCUGAGGGGAAAAGCUCUGCAAAAGAGGAAAACAAGUUUGCACAGGUUAUACUCCAGGAUUUAAAUAAAAAAGAAAAUGGACUACAUGACAUAUUAGCUGUUCUUACUAUGAAAAGGGAUGGAUCUUUACAUGUGACAUGCACAGAUCAAGAGACUGGAAAAUGUGAAGCAAUCACUAUUGAGAUUAUUAAGCACUGUGAGAGCAGAGACUCUCAGUCUUAGUGACCACUGUGUCCCAGCACCCAGAAUGAUACCAGAACAUAGGUGUUCAGUAAAUAUCUGUCAAGUCAGUAAAUUACACGGAAGAAGAAGAAAAAAAUGACAGUGUCAUCUUUGUGUCCUAUGGGAAAAUGGCCAGUAAGUAC